Mya arenaria is the source of this 2317-nucleotide messenger RNA. RefSeq names its product WASH complex subunit 1-like. Lineage: Eukaryota; Metazoa; Mollusca; Bivalvia; Myida; Myidae. The transcript is spliced from 5 exons. Gene Ontology annotation, biological process: Arp2/3 complex-mediated actin nucleation; retrograde transport, endosome to Golgi; exocytosis. Bases 138 to 1571 code for a protein of 477 amino acids. Gene Ontology annotation, molecular function: actin binding; gamma-tubulin binding; alpha-tubulin binding. Gene Ontology annotation, cellular component: WASH complex; recycling endosome; early endosome. The record is from RefSeq and is a predicted model, not a curated record.
AUCAAAUCUUGUGUACACAGUGGGGUGGAAAUUCUGACUUCCUGAAAUUGAUAUAUUUAUGAUUUCUUUGAGUUAUUUACUGUUUGAUGAAUGCAUUGCGUAAAAUGUCAUUUAGCCAAGUCUGAAGACAUUUCCAAAUGCCUACCAUGAGCAGUCAACCUUUUAAUGCGCCGGGAAUAGCGGAUGAUCUCAGGCAAGAUGAGACAAUUAACCAAGUUGUGGAUUCAUUAGAGUACCUGGACAAGAUCGCCAAUGAAAUAUUUAACAGAAUUCACACUCGAGUUGCCAGUAAUAGUGAUCAACUUCGAAAAAUUAAUGACAGAGUCAAUCUAGCGCAGGCUAAGAUCGAUAAAAUCAAGGGAAGUAACAAAGCAACCAAGGUGUUUGCUUCUGCGAAAUAUCCUUCCCAAAAUGCAACUGAAUUUUAUGGAACUGUAUUUGAACCUGACAGGAGUCUGAAGGAACCAAAGAGACCAAAUUAUCAUGUGCAAGCUAAACAUAGGCCAAUGGAUGAUACUCUACUCAAAGGAAAGCUGCAGUAUUACCAUGUAAAAAGCGGGAGGAGAAAGAAAGGUGAUGGGAACAAGGGAGAGGGAUUGGGAGGUCUUCCGAAGAAAAUUCCAUCUGUCAGUUCCCUCCUGCUGUUUAACACUUCAGAGAAUCCAUACAAGAAAUAUGUCAUGUUGGACCCACUGGGUGUUGUCACCAAGACCCGUACAGCGUUGGAAGAAGAAGGUUCCAUGAUGGCAGAAGCGCCAAACACCAUAAAAACUAAUGAAGAACUACAGCGUCUUCAGGCAGAUAACUAUUUUUACGUACCAGGCAUCGGGGAAGUACCAGAGUUGGAUGUGCCUGUGGCUUUGCCGAAUCUGCUAGGAGUCGCUGAUGAUGUAAUGUACAGCGCAGAACUGGGCGACUCGAUAGCACCCUCGGUGAUGGGCGGUAACAUGCCUGAACUACCCUCCGUUGUGCCUGAGGGGGAGACCGUGCCCCCAGGGCCAACAACAGGGGGAGGGACUGCCCCACCCCCACCACCUGCAGGUCCUCCACCUUCUGAGCCACCUCCUCCACCACCACCCCCUCCAGGCCCACCACCACCGCCACCCCCAGGGGACGGAGGUGCGCCACCCCCUCCUCCCCCACCUGCAGCUGGGCCCCCUCCCCCACCACCGGCGGACAUACCCAAGGAAGUUUCUGGCGGGGAUGGUGGUAGAUCCAGCUUGAUGGACGCCAUUCGUAAAGCAGGCGGCGCCGGUCAAGCCAAGCUUAAGAAUGCUAAAGAGAAAAAAGAUGAAGUGAAGAAAAAGAGGAAGGAAGAAAAAAGUGCUGGUAGCUCAGCAGUAAGCAGUGGUGGUGGUGACUUGAUGUCUGAUUUGUUUUCAAAAUUGACGAUGCGCCGUAGAGGAAUUUCCGGUGAUAAGAAAGGGGGAGCGGAUAGUUCCGAGAAAAGUGAGAGUUCAGGUGGAGCUCAUUCGGCAAUGGAUAAGAUUUCUUCUAUGAUUCCUCCUCCACCGAAGAUGGAGACAGUGGAGGAGAGCAAAGUUGUGGAUGAAGAGGAAGAUUGGGAAUAGAAUGUAAGGGGUGGUUUCAAAAUGGUAUAAUGCUUGGAUAGCAAUGAGGGGUGGUUUCAAAACGAUAUUCUGCUUGGAUGAGAAUAUGAGGGGUGGGUUCAAAAUUAAAUGGUAUAAUGCUGGGAUAACAAUAUGAGGGGUGGUUUCAAAAUGGUUUAAUUCUGCGAUAAGAAUAUGAGGAGUGGUUUCAAAAUAGUUUAAUUCUGGGAUAAGAAUAUGAGGGGUGGUUUCAAAAGGAAAAUUGGGAUUAGAAUGUGAAGGGUGGUUUCGAAAUAAUGAGUGUUGAAUUUGGAUGUGAGGGUUGGUUUGAAAAUAAUGAAUGCUGGGAUUAGAAUGCGAGGAUUUUUACAAAUCAAUGAAAAUUGGGGGAUAUUUUGGGGCGAUUUCAAAGUCAUAAAAAAAUUGGGACCAUUUCAAGCAGAUUUUUGAUAGUAUGAGAAGGAAUUAGAGGUGUGCUUGUCAAAAUGCUGAAAAUAAGUUUUGAGAAUGAUUUAAUCAUUUCAAAUUAAAUUGAGUGUGCUUCUAAGUGCAAUAUUGUGAUCAAAAUACUUACAUUUCAGAUUAUCUCACCUCUCUUAAAACCAUGUUGAAAAUAUGUUAAAUUUUUUGUUUUAUUUAAUGGAAAAAAACAACAGUAUAUAGUACUUAUGAAAUUCUGUUAAUUGUUAUGGAAAUUAUUAGACCAACAUAAUGAAUAUGAACAACAAUUAAUUAAUAAUGUUCAUUGACUUUAUUGUAUAUAUAUA